This is a messenger RNA of Cotesia congregata, 1332 nucleotides long. The record is from the annotation of a GenBank genome assembly. NCBI's taxonomy places the organism in Eukaryota, Metazoa, Arthropoda, Insecta, Hymenoptera, Braconidae.
AUGAUAACCUGUCGUCUAAACCGGCUAGACAUUGUUACGGGAGCCGGUCGCAUUGUAAGAAAACAUAUUUUCGCAUCCGAGAUGAGUUCUAAAAAACCAAAUCCAUCAAAUGUAGUCAAUAAUGAGCUAUACAACGCCAUGACACAAGCCCAAAGGGCAGUUGCGUAUUACAACCAACUUGCACACAGUCAUGGGGUUCAUUGUCAGGUGCCCUAUAACUCUGCACAAUUGAAUUGGUGGCUCCCACCACCACCGCCGGAGCAAGUAUCACAAGCCACAGCUCAUGAUAAUCAGCAGCCCCCACUGCCACCGAGAACUGAUAAUAAUCAGCAGCCACAGCCAUCAGCUACAGUUGAUAAUAAUCAACCGCCGCAGCCACUACCAGCAGCAGUUAGUGAUCAUCAGCAGCCCCCGCUGCCACCGAGGACUGAUAAUAACCAGCAGCCACGGUCAUCAACAACAGUUAACAAUAAUCAAUCGCCGCAGCCACUACCAGUAUCUAAUGAUCAGCAGCUCCCACUGCUACCGAGGGCUGAUAAUACCCAGCAGCUACAGCCAUCAAGAACAGUUGACAAUAGUCAACCGCUGCAGCUACCAGGAGCAGCUAAUAAUUAUCAGCAGCCCCCGCUGCCACCGGAAGCUGUUAAUCAAUUCCAGAAAUCAAUGUCAGCUUAUCAUAGUUUACAGUCGAUGUGGGCACCGGAAUUUUAUCCACCAUCCCAACCAGGUUACUCAGGGUUACCACAUGGUUAUGGUAUGCCACAACUAACCACUGUACAGCCACCACCAACCUAUGUCAAUCAACAGCAACCAGUUGAUUUAUCCAGGUUAGCGGGUGCGCGUCAACCUACACCGUUUCCUGGCCUAUCAUCGGUAUCAGCGGCUGCACCUUCUUUAUUGAAUUCAUUGUCACCGCCACCUCCACGAAAUUCUCAGCCACCACCGCCUCUAAUGAACUCUUCGGUACCAUUACCGUCUUCAGCUAGCUCUUCGGCACCAUUACCGUCUUCAGCUAGCUCUUCGGCACCACCACCAGAGGAAAAUGAUGAUGAGGAUGAUACGCGCUCUGUUCUUUCUCGAAAAGAAAAUAGCCGUCGAAAUUCGGCAGCUGGCCGAAGUCGUGCAAAUUGGCGGGGGCGUAAAAACGCCAGCCAAUCUCAACGUCGGGGAGAAGAAGAAGACAAGGAGAAGGAGAAGGAAGAAAAGAAAAAAGGCAACGGGAGGGGCAAUGACAAUAAAAGAGGCAGUGGCAGAGGGGGAAAAAAUCGUGGAAGGGGUCAACAAUUUAAUAAUAGGAUAAAAUUGACCGUAGUGACGUUGAAGGACUUGUAA